AUGGAACGGCAUUUUAUUGUACCAUUAUUUAUUAACAUUUUAUUUAUAUAUGUGUGCAAAGGACAGAGUGAUUACUACCCACUUGUAGGGAACUCGGAGCCAGAUAUAGUACUGGUUGAACAGUCCCCUGGUAACGAUUAUGAAGUGUUUCCAGACAAAUACUCAAUAUGGUUCUAUUACGAGGGGGAGCCACUGUACUUUGAUUUGUCACGUGAUGAUGCGAUGACGGGCGCGAUGAGUCCUUCCUUAUUUAAACUAUCAAAGUACAUGCCUGAUGACCUCAUGAGGGAUGACAACGAAAAGGAUUUUGCAUUCUAUCACAACAACCAAGAUGUCAGAUCGGAUACUCGAGCGCAUUUUGUUCUACACAGACCGGACCCAGCCGCUCCGGCCAAUAUUUACGGACAAAUAAAUCAUAACGGUUACCAAUAUACCCUGCAAGCCUCGGGAAAACGCAAUAUACACAGGUUCAGAAGGGAGAUCAGUUUAGUUGAGCACCGUUCAAAGCGGGAAUUACCGGUAGUUGGUACUGAUAACAUAGUUGAGCUCGUUGUAUGGACUGCUCCAGAUGUCUUCGUAUAUCAUAAAAGCCGCCUUGGCCUCAACAAUGCUAAUACAGCUGUAUGGUUGGAUACUUACAAAAAGUCUUUGAUCAGAGAUGUUGAUCUGACGUUCAAGUUACUAGACACUGUAAAUAUCAGGAUACACUAUUCAGGUGGUGGCGAUACCAAGAAAACUACCACAGCAUGGUAUUCAGACAAUUUCGUAGAUCCGUACCUGGUUCAAGAUGGAGCAUUAACAGAUGUCACAGCGAUACUACAAGCUAAGAUUGGUAGCGACCUACCCGAUUAUGACCAUGCAGUUGUUAUCACCAGGUCAGACAUUGCAAGAACAAGCUCCGGUUCAGGAAGUCAAAAACAAGCUGUUGCCACCGGUACAAUAUGUUCCGGGGACCCCGGGAGUUCAGUAUCUCUGGCCGAGGUCAGUGGACCGUUCUAUAGAAAGGUCGUUACUCAGGCUAUUGGUUUAGGAUUCGGAAUGAAUUAUUUGUUUGGAUCGGACAUCUACACAGUUAUGGCCAGGGAUAAUCCUAGUUUUCCUGUACCGAGCGGUAACAAAUUGGAUAUAUGGAGCUUCAGCACUGAAAAAGAGGCUGAACUUAAAACAAUCAUCGAUGGCUUCGGAUCGAAUUGUCUAAUAACGCAAGAGGCGGGAUUUGAUUUUGAAAGCUUCUUGAAAUCUACCCAGACGUUAGGCGAUGUUUACGACCAAGACGCCCAAUGUUCAAUCAUAUAUGGAAGUGGAGUAACCGUUUGCUCGGGAAACACAGUUCCGGGCACAACCUGCUAUGAAGAUGCAAAAUGUUUGGUCAGCAGCUCGUGCGACCAGAGCAUUAUUUUUGCUGACAAAACUGUUUGUGAUGCAGCAAAUAAUCUGGGUUGUCGCUACUCUAGCUGUGAAUACAACUUAGGAUCGACUACUACGACCACAUCCACAACCUCAACAACAUCCGUUACAACAAGCACCACGACGAGCUCAACAACAAGCACCACGAGCAGCACCACGAGUUCUACAACUAGCACCACAAGUUCGACAACAAGCUCGACACCCACAUCACCUGGCGCAAAACAAUCAACCACAACCACAACAACAGAAGUAACUCCAUCCAGUUCAACUAUGAUUCCGAGUAGUACACCUUCGCCGGACUGCUGCUGCGAGAGACGACCCCUUGGACAGGUCAAAAUCAACAUUGAAUAUAUCCCUUGUCCAGAUGGAAACCCUGACAACAAGUACAUAAUUUCUUAAAAUCAACAUGGAUCUAGAAACCACUUUCCUGGCUGUGAAAUAUGGGGACUUUGACUUAAAAUGUAUGAAUACAAUGUAUUCCAUUUAUAAAUUAAGUGUGUCAUGAAACUGUUUUGAAGGUAUUACACAAAAGUUUAUGAAACCAUAUAAAGUUGGUGGAAGUUGAUGUUUUGUAUUAUUUUCAAACCUGAAUGAGUUGGAAUUGUUUUCAAAAUUUAAAUGUAUGUUCCAAAUUAUUAUACAACAUAUAUGAAGCAUUCUGUUUUUUGGUAGAUACUGAAUGUUUUUUUUUUUUUGUUUUGUUUUUUUUGUUAAUAGCACAUCUAGAAUGGUUUUAUUUUUAUUUUUAUAUUUGCAAAAUAUGGCUUGUGUUUUCAGCUUGAAUGCUUUAUAAUAGAUCAAACUUUAAGAUUUAUAUCAAGAAGGUAUUAAGAUAUGUAGUUUUUUGUAAAAUUUUAAUAGUCGAAUGAUCAAUAUUUUUCGAGUGUAGGAAGUAGUUUAUUUUUGUCCAAAUAAGCACAGUGGCCUUCAUUAUUUUGAUGCAUUUUGAAACAUUGCAAUGUUCUUAUAUAUGUGUGUAAUUAAUUUUCAAUAAAUAUUUUGCCUUGAACACUUGAUAUAACAGAUUUUGAAGUAUUCUUUGGAGUCAUUGAUGUUAAAUAUGUUGAAUUGUAUCAAGUUAGAAGAGUUUGGAGUAAUUGUAAAACGUCUUUGAAAGGCAGGUAUUUAAAGAUGUCAGAAUAAGUCUUCUUUCUUUGGUGUCAGAAUUUUGUAAUAUUACACAAAAAAUACUUGCAAUGUAUUGUUUUCAAAAUAUUCUAAUGUCUUAAA
Molecule: messenger RNA, 2637 nt
Organism: Mercenaria mercenaria
Lineage: Eukaryota; Metazoa; Mollusca; Bivalvia; Venerida; Veneridae
Exons: 18
Coding region: 1-1806 (601 amino acids)
Source: RefSeq, a predicted model, not a curated record